Rubroshorea leprosula is the source of this 2027-nucleotide messenger RNA. Lineage: Eukaryota; Viridiplantae; Streptophyta; Magnoliopsida; Malvales; Dipterocarpaceae. The record is from the annotation of a GenBank genome assembly.
GCUACGAAAAAUUGGUCGAACUUAAAUCAAAGCUAGCUCCUGAUCGUCGACCGGCUCCGUCAAUUGGCAUCGCUCAUUAAAUUAUCCGGCGAAAGUAUCUCCGAUGAAGCAGCCGCAUCCAGCCUGACGCAAAUGGCGGAGGAUACCGUUCCUACGAGCAGCUCCAAAGAAGAAGGAACCGCGCACACUGGUAAUCAAGCUGAUAACAAUUAUACCAUCACAAACAGUCCUAAAGCGAAUGUGAAAGAUCCGGAGAUCUUCUGUUGCUUGCUCCAGCCGGCCAGUCCCGAAUCCAAUCCGGAUUAUGUCGGGAUUCGUCGAUUCCUUCUCUUUCGCAAAGCCGAAUCCGGUCAUCACCGCCGUCUCGAAUGGAGAUGCAAUGGGAAGGGGUAUGCGGCCUACCGUAACUACAUUCGCAAGCCAAGAAACGGGCAAAGUUCACAAGCACCAAGCAAUCCAAGCAGUCCUGGACACAGUGGGAGAUGGCUUUCAUCUUCAAGUCCACUCUUGCACACAUUUGAGGUGGACAGCUGGAAUUCUGGCCGGGACCUCCGAAGUGGCAAUCCAACUUCAAAUCAUAGAACAAGUUUCAGCUCCAUUGCAAGUGAAAAUGAUCAUCUACAUCGACGAGGUGCUGAACCUGCAUAUUCUUUUGUAGGAAUGCACUGUGUAUUUGAUCACAGCAAAUCAGCGGUUACAGUUUUGAAGUUUGGACACAUGCGUUCUGAUCUACUUGCAUACGGUUCAUCAGAUGGAACUUUGACAGUCUGCAGUGUCUCCGAGCCACCCUCUGUCAUCAAGAUACUAAGUGGGCACUCAAAAGAUGUCACAGAUUUUGACUUCUCAUCAAACAACCAGUAUAUUGCGUCAUCAUCCAUGGAUAAAACAGUGCGAGUGUGGGAUUUAUCCAAAGGCAUUUGCAUUCGAGUGAUAUAUGGAGUCUCUUCACAAUUGUGUAUUCGCUUUCACCCUGUAAAUAACAACUUUCUUUCAGUCAGCAAUGCAAGCAAAGAAAUCACAGUAUUCAAUUUCAGCACUGGGAGGACUAUUACUAAAUUGGUCUUUGACAGCGAGGUUACUUCCAUGGACCAUGAUCACACUGGUCAAAUAAUUUUCUGUGGAGAUGCACAGGGAUGUAUAUACUCAGUAAACAUGGACUCACACACUGGAGCAUUAUCUCAUUCUCAUCGUAACAAAAGUAGCAGCACACGCAAAUCUCCAUUCACAACUGUGAAGUACCGUAGUUUCUCUUUACUGGCAGGAGGGCCUGUGUUGCUGACAUGUACUCAAGAUGGAAGUUUGUCUUUCUUCAGUGUUUCCUUGGAAGUACAAGGUUAUCUGACACUCCGUUGUUCACUCAAAUUGACUCCUAGGGUGCACAGCAUUCGAGCAUCCUUCUGCCCUCUGCUUUCCCUUGAAAAGGGAGAAUAUGUAGUUGCUGGGAGUGAGGAUACAAACGUUUACUUCUAUGAUCUAACACGACCAAGGCAUCCAUGUGUCAAUAAGCUUCAGGGUCAUCGUUUCCCAGUGAUAGGAGUUGCUUGGAAUUAUGGAGAGAACUUAUUGGCUUCGUCAGAUCUUUAUGGUGUUGUUAUAGUAUGGAAGAGAGCAAAAACAAGUUAAAACAUAUACAUAGCAAAAUGGAUUUGAAAGAGGUAUAUAUUCAGAGGCUGAAGAAGGAAUUCAGCUUUGUUUGCGUGAUUUCACCAUUCUUUUUUUCAAGCAUUGAACUCGUUGCAGUGUAUUAUCUACAAUUGAGGAAAGUAGGAAAUCAUUGUUUCUCUCAAAUUUUUGUAUUCAUAAAAUUGCAUUUACAUUGUAUUUUGAGGAAGUGUGUGAGUAGGCAGAUGUAGAAUAAGUCGUUGAACCAAAACUGCAGAAUACCUGCUUAUAGAUUGAUUCCUUUAUUUGUUCGGUGAUUAGAUCGCUCAUGAUUAAUUGCAAUCAUGUAGAGGUGUUAUUUGAUGCCUUAUGCUACCAAAUUAUGUUCAUGUCUUGUUUCUUUACUGUGUAGAGAUUUUUUCGUU